AUGGGAAGCGACCAUGAUUCCACUAACGGGCUUUUCAAAAUCCGUCCCCGUCUCGCGGAUGUCACAAAUCGUCUGGCCAAAAGACCAUUUUCUUUAGUUCCCGGCGACGGUGAUGACUCACGGUUCACUAAGAAAAUGUGCUUAGAGGUAGAAAAUUUGGCUAAAAACAAAAUCCAAAUGCAAUUUGGAGCACUGGAUCACCCUAACAACGAGGUCUUGGUGCGCCCGAAAGAAAACCAACCCAUUUUGUUGCCAUUAUGCGACGAUACUUCAAGCUCAUUUCCGAAACCAGACUCGUCCAGUGAGGGAUUGAAGGAGCGGGAUCCUUUGUGCUUGGAGAAUUUUGAGUUUGGAGAAAAGGGUGAAGAAAUUGUCCCAACCGAUCGGGCUGUUGAAAGUGGGGACAAGGAUAUCUGUGAGAAUUUGGGAUCACCCAGAUGUGGGAUCGAGCAAAUGCCAUCGAUCUCUGUCUCUGAUGAUUCAAAUUUUCUGAGGUUGAAACCGUGCUCGGGGCAUAAUGGUGAUGGAGCAUCGAAUUCUGUUACUGAUGCUGCGGACAUUAAAUCUUGCACUUGUUCCUUUUGCUCUAAAGCUGCUUAUAUCUGGUCGGAUCUGCAUUACCAGGAUGCCAAAGGUAGACUAAGUGCUAUGAAGAAGAGUCAGAAAGAAGCAAAAAUGAUCAUUCAGAAAUUUUCUGGAUUGGAGGAUACAGUCACGCAUGGCCAGUACCGAAGUGAGGAGGCAUUAAAGUUAGAACUGUCCCUUGUGCAUCAGUGGAAGUCGCUCUUUGUUCAAAUGCAGAAUAUGUAUGCCCAAGAAAGUAGCCAGCUUGAAUCAAGCUUUGGAUCACUUAAAGAUUUGAGAGAACACUGCAAGACUGAUCUUGAGUCCAAUGACAACAGCCAUCGUGAAAAUCAUUAG
Messenger RNA from Sphenostylis stenocarpa, 921 nucleotides. Lineage: Eukaryota; Viridiplantae; Streptophyta; Magnoliopsida; Fabales; Fabaceae. The record is from the annotation of a GenBank genome assembly.